Camelina sativa (false flax) is the source of this 2018-nucleotide messenger RNA. RefSeq names its product trihelix transcription factor GT-2. NCBI's taxonomy places the organism in Eukaryota, Viridiplantae, Streptophyta, Magnoliopsida, Brassicales, Brassicaceae. The record is from RefSeq and is a predicted model, not a curated record.
CCCACCCAAUUAAAUACCCCUAAGAUAAAAUCACAAUAGACAAAAGAGAAAGAAAAAAAAAGAAAAAAGGAAAUUCAACCACAACCUUCGUCUUCUCUUCAAAACUCUCUCCCUCUAUCAUAUCUCUCUUUGAAGAAAGAUCCAAAUUCGAGUUUUAUAGUAUGUCAGGAAACUCUUCAGGACCGUUAGAGAGUUCGGGUGGCGGCGUGGGCGGUUCCGGUGAAGAGGAAAAGGAUAUGAAGAUGGAAGAAACCGGCGAAGGAGCCGGCGAUGGAGGAAGCCGGUGGCCAAGACCGGAGACUUUAGCUCUGUUGAGAUUACGUUCGGAGAUGGAUAAAGCUUUUCGUGACUCUACUCUUAAAGCUCCCUUAUGGGAAGAAAUCUCCAGGAAAAUGAUGGAGCUUGGUUACAAGAGAAGUGCAAAGAAAUGCAAGGAGAAGUUUGAGAACGUUUACAAGUACCAUAAACGUACCAAAGAAGGUCGUACCGGGAAAUCCGAAGGCAAAACGUACCGGUUUUUCGAAGAGUUAGAAGCUUUCGAGACUCUCAAUUCCUAUCAACAUGAACCUGAGUCGCAACUUGCGAAAUCUUCUGCAGCUGUUGCGACCGCAGCCAUAACCACUUCUUUGAUACCAUGUAUUAGCUCUAACAAUCCAUCAACCGAAAAAAGUUCUUUACCGUUGAAACAUCAACAUCAGGUUAGUGUACAACCCAUCACCACAAACCCUACCUUCCACGCCAAGCAACCAUCUGCUACGAUGCCUUUCCCUUUCUAUAGCAACAACAAUACUACUACUGUUAGUCAGCCGCCGUCAAUUUCGAAUGACUUGAUGAACAAUGUUUCAUCGCUGCAUCUUUUCUCGAGCUCAACUUCUUCAUCUACUGCAUCUGACGAGGAAGAAGAUCAUCAUCAGGGAAAGCGAUCGAGAAAGAGGAGGAAGUACUGGAAAGGUUUCUUUACAAAGCUGACAAAAGAGUUGAUGGAUAAACAAGAGAAGAUGCAAAAAAGGUUCUUGGAAACAUUGGAGAAUCGCGAGAAAGAGAGAAUCUCAAGAGAAGAAGCUUGGAGGGUCCAAGAGAUAGCGAGAAUCAACAGAGAACACGAAACACUAAUCCAUGAGAGGUCCAAUGCUGCAGCUAAAGACGCUGCAAUCAUAUCAUUCUUGCACAAAAUAUCCGGAGGACAACAGCAACAACCGCAACAACAGAAUCAUAAGCCAGCACAAAGGAAACAAUAUCAAAGCGAUCAUUCAAUAACGUUCGAGAGUAAAGAACCAAGGCCGGUUCUAUUGGAUACAACAAUGAAGAUGGGGAAUUACGAUACCAACCAGUCGAUAUCUCCUAGUUCUUCAAGAUGGCCUAAAACCGAGGUCGAGGCCUUGAUAAGGAUAAGGAAGAAUCUUGAAGCUAACUAUCAAGAAAAUGGUACCAAGGGGCCAUUAUGGGAAGAGAUAUCUGCAGGAAUGAGAAGAUUGGGGUACAAUAGAAGCGCAAAGCGAUGCAAAGAGAAGUGGGAAAACAUAAACAAAUACUUCAAGAAAGUCAAAGAGAGCAACAAGAAACGACCACUUGAUUCCAAGACUUGCCCUUAUUUUCACCAGCUCGAAGCUUUAUACAACGAGAGGAACAAAAGUGGGGCAAUGCCACUGCCAUUGCCAUCGCCUCUAAUGGUAACUCCACAGAGACAGUUGCUUCUCUCACAAGAAAACCAGACUGAGUUUGAGACUGAUCAGAGGGACAAAGUUGGUGAUAAAGAAGAUGACGAAGAAGGAGAGAGUGAAGAAGAUGAAUACGAUGACGAAGAAGAGGGCGAAGGAGACAAUGAGACAAGUGAAUUCGAGACUGUCUUGAAAAAAACAUCUUCACCUAUGGAUAUCAACAAUAAUCUUUUCACCUAAUUAAGUGGUUUUAUAUAUAUUCUUUUGUAUACAAUUCUGUGCUAAACUACACAAUGGGGUUGAAGAAAAAAACAAACGUAUACAACAAAUGUAAGUAAAAUGGCUUGAUUUUUUUAGUUA